AUGACGGACACCGAAGUUUACGAUGUUAUCGUUGUUGGUGCCGGUCCAUGUGGCCUCGCAACGGCAGCCCGCCUACGCGAGCAUACUCCAGCUGCGCUCUUCACAGAUGAAGAGCAUCGCAGAUUUCACUGGAUACGGAAAUAUGGCAACAAGGUGAGCCUGAAGCAUGUGCGAAGCAACAAAAUGUCCGUUCCACGCCGCAAUGCACGACCGGAAUACAAAAUGAUGGUCCUCGACGGCACCGACGACAAGUGGCUUGGUCGAUGGAACAAGCUAUUUGGCUUGUAUGACAUUUCACAUCUGAGGAGCCCAAUGCUGUGGCAUGUUGAUCCUCUCGAUCGGGACUCUUUGUUGGCUCAUGCUUAUUCUGAGAAUCGAGAGAACGAGUUGGUCGAGAUUCGCAACUGCGUCGGAAAAGAGAUCAGCAAGCAUGCAAAGAAGAAGAGCGCGGGAAACCGACAUUGUGGCAAAAAGCAAGAAGCGAGAGUCGCCAUCAAUUUACGUGAGAGGAACGAUUACUACACGCCUUCACAAUCUCUGUUUUGUGACCACUGCGAACAUGUCGCCACAAGAUACUGCCUCGAUAGUAGCAUGAUUAAAAAAGGAAUGCUAUUGGAUCUUGACUAUGGAAUUGUGAGAGGUGUUUCAAUUGAUGAAGAGAGCAUAUUUACAGUUACAACUUCUGUUGGACGACUUUACUCCAAGACCGUGGUUCUCGCAGUGGGUGCUGCAAACAAACCUGAGAUUCCUAGGUUGCCGUCUAUGCCCACCCAGUUGCAGCAUCUGCGUCAAGCUCGCCACAGUAUGCAAAUCGAAGAAUUUCCUGAUGCAAUUGUCCAGGCGAGAAUGGCGUCUGGGCGGCAGACCAAUGUUCUGGUUGUAGGAGGCGGAUUGACAUCUGCUCAACUGUCGGACCUUGCGAUUCGCAGAGGCGUGACCAAGGUUUGGCAUAUAAUGCGAGGACCCUGCCGCGUCAAACAUUUUGAUGUUGAUCUCGAGUGGAUGGGAAAGUAUAAAAACACCGAGCAAGCAAGGUUUUGGCUUGCUGAUUCGGACGAGGAGAGAUUGAACAUUAUCAAGGAAGCGAGAGGUGGCGGCAGUUUCACACCUCUAUUCCAUAAAAGGUUGAGACAACACGUCGCUUCAGGACGACUAGAACUCUUUGAGAAAACGAGCUUGGUAGAUGCCACGUUUUUGGAACCUGAUGACGGAUGUGGUAUGUGGAUGGUGAAAACUGAACCGCCAGUCGCAAAUAUGCCACGCUUCGACUACAUCUAUUUCGCGACAGGAAUCCAGACAGACGUUUCAAGACUAUCUUAUCUGCAAACUAUGCAACGGAAAUAUCCGAUCAACAGCUAUGGUGGAUUCCCCUGUGUCAAUGACGAUUUAAUGUGGAAAGACAAUGUGCCAUUGUUUACACUGGGAAGGCUAUCUGCACUGAGAUUGGGGCCGGCCGCUCCAAAUAUCGGUGGUGCAAAACUGGGAGCAGAACGAGUUGCAUGGGCAAUUGAAGCAACAGUGAAACCAUCUGGAUGGCAGGAGUAUGGGGAAGAAGAACGCAAUGAUGAAAUCACAGGCUAUCUUUCUGGUCAUGGCAACAUGUAUAGUUCGCUAGCGAGUGAAGCUUCCCAAGCAUGA
This is a messenger RNA of Pochonia chlamydosporia 170, 1638 nucleotides long. Its product is annotated as FAD binding domain-containing protein. Bases 1 to 1638 code for a protein of 545 amino acids. Lineage: Eukaryota; Fungi; Ascomycota; Sordariomycetes; Hypocreales; Clavicipitaceae. The record is from RefSeq and is a predicted model, not a curated record. The transcript has 2 exons.